CUCCUGGAAACAGCACUGUAUAACACUUGGUUGAAAUCCCAACUCAAAACUCUCACCUAUUUCUAUUCUAUUCUACUCUACUUAUAAGGCGACUUACAGUAACACACAGAAAGAAAAUGGAAAGUAUUGAUACAGCAACAGAAGGCAGACAACUGGAUAAGGUAAAAUAGAAAUGUCAUGAAUAGAGCUGACCUUAUUCUACAUGUUAGGGAAGCAUGUUUGUUCUACACUUAAAGGGCAAUUCCUAUUCAUAUUAAUGUGAAAAGGUUUCUAUGAUCUGUGGUUUCUAUGAUCUGUGGUUAAAAAGAUAAGGUCCUAAAAAAAAUGGUAGGAUUAAAAGUAAAAAAAACAAUGAGUUUCUAGCCCAGGGAGGGUAUUUUCUUGCUCCCCACGUCACCGCGAAUUGCAUAGUGUUUGAAAAUCACAGUUUUUAAAUGUUUUAACUUUUGAUGAUGUCAUCUGGUAGAACCUUUUUACUUUAUUCUUUUUUUAAAUAAAAAACUUAGAAAUUUGCAGUUUUCACAUAUGUUGACACAGGUAUUGUGCUUCAGAUAAUGAAAAUGAGGUUGAAAAGUUGUGGAGUUGUCCUUUAACAUAACCUAACAUAACAUUUUUAACUUGUUCCACAACAUUGUGCCCUGCUUAAUGUGUCCCCAGGUGGAGCCCUGCCUUGAGAGGGACAGACUGAGGAUGAGGGUCUCUGUGUUGGAGGAGAGUGUAAGGUCCUACGAGGUAGAGUGUAAAGCCAGCAGAGAGACGGUGAUGAGACUGGUGGCAGAGGUGGCCCGGGAGAGGAGGAACGCAGCAGGCAGUGCAGAGGCUCUGGAUCUGCUCAGACUGGUAGGUAUCCAUAUGUGCAUCCUUUUAAAACACAUACGCUUUUCACGUUGUGCUGAUACAAGCUGUACUGUGCUGGCUCGGAUAUAUAUUUUUCCAGGGCAGUACAGCCUGGAAUUGGCUUGUCUCAGUAGUGUACAACUGUCAUCUUUGUUAUGUAUAAGCAUCAAUUAAUGUGUUAAAUCUUCACACAAGCAUUAUGUACAGUAAAUGGUUAUCUGUUGCAACUUUGCGUUUCCUUGUCAAAAUGUUUCUUCCAGGAUUUAGACAGUGCCUUGCUGACCAAGAGGAGCAUAGAGAUGGAGAACCAGAGUCUAGCAGAGAGGUUGGAGGCCAGUCAGCGCAUGGUUGAGGCAGCCAAGCAGGAGGCAGGGUGCCUGGAGAGGCAGAUCCAGGAGCUGGAAGGGAAGCUCCAGACCAGCCAGGGGAAGAACCAGGCUACAAAGGUAGGAUUGCAAUAUUCCCAUGUUUUCCCAGAAAUCCAGUUUGAAGGAUUCUAGAAACUUUCCACAAAUUCCCAUGUUUUUCAGAAAUCCCAGCAUUUCUGGAAAACCCUGUGAUUUUGGUAAAGUUUCCUGAAUUUUGAGACCCUAUUCACAGGGGAAACUGCAGGCCCUCCUGGGGGAGGUAGGGGCCCUUCUGCAGCUGGGUCUCUCCAUGCCAACUGAGGAGGAAAUACUACAGAGACUCGGGGAUCUCUGCACCAGGCAGGAACGUAUGAAAGCGGUAGGUAGGGUUUACUCUGUUUUUUCUGUUCUUUUACUACUACAUUGUUAUUACAUUGUGUGACAGUUUCAAUAGGCAAGAAUAUAAUAUAUUGAUAGAUAAUCAAUCAGGAUUUUCAAUCAUUUUAUACCAGGAGGUACAAUGUUUGAACGAUAGCCUACACUGGAUGCACAUUGCAAUAACCUUGAGUAGUUAUUCUUUAUCAGUAGUUAUGUUUUUAAAUUGUAUCCGCCGAUAUUUCCUGUCAGAUCAUGGAGGAGAUGGAGAGGAGGCUGUCCCAGGUCAGUGAGGAUGUGUCCAGGCAGACAGAGCUCCACCACGGUGCCCUGCAGAGAGCCCAGCUGGCUGAGCAACAGGUCACAGACCUCAGCAACAGGCUGCAGGGUUUGGAAGCUGAGCUGAUGACUGCAGACGUGCACCGAGAUGGGCUGAGUCAUAACAGACUGCUUGUGAGUGAGCACACUGGCAACCAUGUAGAGUGUGUAGUAGGGGAACAUCACACAUUUCUCCACUGGUGCUGGGCCCCCAAAAAAUGAUAAUAACAGUCUUUAUAACUAACGUUAGACACAGUAUAUAGAACAUAUAACUACGGUAGUAUAUAACACUGUUGAUACCACCAUGGUAUAAUAUGCUAUAGGUUAUAUGCACCCAAUCCCCCCCAACAACUACACUUUGCCUUUCGUGAACUAACACUCCCGCUUGACUUUUUCCUACUAGCACUGGCUUUGCUGAUAGUUACUUUACUGAGGAAAAAUGUACUGACUAUAACUGAGAUGUGGUUGUCUCACCUAGCUAUUUUAAGAUGAAUGCACUAAAUGUAAGAUGCUCUUGAUAAAAGCGUCUGCUAAAUGACGAAAAUGUAAAAUGUACACUGGAUGUACAAAACAUUACAAACACCUGCUCUUUCCAUGACAUAGACUGACCAGGUGAUUCCAAAUGAAAUCUAUGACCCCUUAUUGAUGUAAUUUGUUAAAUCCACUUCAAUCAGUCCCCAGGUCCAGAACAAAUUCAAGGAAACGUACAGUAUUAUACAGAGCCAAGAGUGGAUGGAACUCCAUUCCAUCUUAUAUAGCGCAAGUAAACCCAAACCUGGUUUCAAAAAACAAAUAAAGCAAUACCUCACGGCACCACGCCUCUCCCCCAUGUGACCUACUUGUUGUGUGUAUGUACUGACAUGUAUGUGUAGCUGAUAGAUCCACACACACACUACAUGUUAAUGUUUUUAAACGUAUGUCUGUAAUGUGUUUUUCGUUAUGUGUUGGACCCCAGUAAGACUAGCUAUCGCCAUUGGCGUCGGCUAAUGUGGAGCCUAAUAAAUCAAAUCAAAUCAGUGUAGAUGAAGGGGAGGAGACAGGUUAAAGAAGGAUUUUUAAGCCUUGAGACAAUUGAGACAUGGAUUGUGUAUGUGUGCCAUUCAGAGGGUGAAUGGGCAAGGCUAAAGAGUUAAGUGCCUUUGAACAAGGUAUGGUAGUAGGUGCCAGGCACACCGGUUUGAGUGUGUCAAGAACUGCAACGCUGCUGUGUUUUUCACGCUCAACAGUUUCCCGUUUGUGUCAAGAAUGGUCCACCACCCAAAGGACAUCCAGCCAACUUGACACAACUGUGGGAAGCAUUGGAGUCAACAUGGGCCAGCAUCCCUGUGGAAAGCUUUCAGCACUUUGUAGAGUCCAUGCCCCGACGAAUUGAGGCUGUUCUGAUGGCAAAAGGGGGUGCAACUCAAUAUUAGGAAGGCAUUCUUAAUGUUUUGCACACUCCGUGUAUAGGGUGCAGUAAUAAAGCACGGGAGCAGCAUACUGUCUGGAAGCUUUUCUUUUUUUAAUACCAAAUCGGCAAGGGACCUUAAUUGGUCCAGGACCAUUACCAUCCUCGUACUAAAAUCAUAAUGGCACAUUUACUGUAAAUUGAUUUGGAUGUUACAGGAAUAGCUGAGAUAUUACUGCCUUGGCCUGUAUUCACAAAGCGUCCCCAGAGUAGGAGUACUCAUCUAAGAACAGCGGAAGGAAAGUGGAAGGGGGAGAAAGUAAGGAACUUGUCUGUCGGCCUUGCAUUAAAGAACAUAAUUGGUUAAGGAAAACUGUGAUAAAUAAAAAAGUAUAUCAGUUUCACUUAAGGACCAAAGGAUUGACAGCCGUCCCAUAUAGAUUGCAAAGUAGUUGGGAAGAGAUCUUUGACGUACCGAUCCCAUGGCAUAGUGUUUAUGAACUGACACGCAAAACGACACCGGAUUCAUUUGGACACAGGUCCAGGAAUGGCUAAAGGAUUGCAAUAUUUACCUGGAGCUAACCUUGCAGAUAGCAUUACUGGGUGAUCUGAAAAGUCAUAGUCAAUCAAUCAAUAAUAUAAUAAUACUUUUAGCGAAAAUGUUUAUUUUUAAUUCACAAUCUGUAGAAGCAAUGAGAAUAGAAAGGUUCAGAACUUUUGUAAAACAUUUUUUUAUUUUAUUUUUAUUUCACCUUUAUUUAACCAGGUAAGCCAGUUGAGAACAAGUUCUCAUUUACAACUGCGACCUGGCCAAGAUAAAGCAAAGCAGUGCGAUAAAAACAACACAGAGUUACAUAUGGGGUAAAAAAACAUAAAGUCAAAAAUACAACAGAAAAUAUAUAUACAGUGUGUGCAAAUGUAGCAAGUUAUGGAGGUAAGGCAAUAAAUAGGCUAUAGUGCAAAAUAAUUACAAUAGUAUUAACACUGGAAUGCUAGAUGUGCAAGAGAUUAUGUGCAAAUAGAGAUACUGGGGUGCAAAAGAGCAAAAUAAAUAACAAUAUAGGGAUGAGGUAGUUGGGUGGGCUAAUUUCAGAUGGGCUGUGUACAGGUGCAGUGAUCGGUAAGGUGCUCUGACAACUGAUGCUUAAAGUUAGUGAGGGAGAUAAGAGUCUCCAGCUUCAGAGAUUUUUGCAAUUCGUUCCAGUCAUUGGCAGCAGAGAACUGGAAGGAAUGGCGGCCAAAGGAGGUGUUGGCUUUGGGAAUGACCAGUGAGAUAUACCUGCUGGAGCGCAGACUACGGGUGGGUGCUGCUAUGGUGACCAAUGAGCUAAGAUAAGGCGGGGAUUUGCCUAGCAGUGAUUUAUAGAUGGCCUGGAGCCAGUGGGUUUGACGACGAACAUGUAGUGAGGACCAGCCAACAAGAGCGUACAGGUCACAGUGGUGGGUAGUGUAUGGGGCUUUGGAGACAAAACGGAUGGCACUGUGAUAGACUACAUCCAAUUUGCUGAGUAGAGUGUUGGAGGCUAUUUUGUAAAUGACAUCGCCGAAGUCAAGGAUCGGUAGGAUAGUCAGUUUUACGAGGGCAUGUUUGGCAGCAUGAGUGAAGGAGGCUUUGUUGUGAAAUAGGAAGCCGAUUCUAGAUUUAACUUUGGAUUGGAGAUUCUUUAUGUGAGUCUGGAAGGAGAGUUUACAGUCUAACCAGACACCUAGGUAUUUGUAGUUGUCCACAUACUCUAGGUCAGACCCGUCGAGAGUGGUGAUUCUAGUCGGGUGGGCGGGUGCCAGCAGCGUUCGAUUGAAAAGCAUGCAUUUAGUUUUACUAGUGUUUAAGAGCAGUUGGAGGCUACUGAAGGAGUGUUGUAUGGCAUUGAAGCUCGUUUGGAGGUUUGUUAACACAGUGUCCAAUGAAGGGCCAGAUGUAUACAAAAUGGUGUCGUCUGCGUAGAGGUGGAUCUGAGAGUCACCAGCAGCAAGAGCGACAUCAUUGAUAUACACGGAGAAAAGUGUCGGCCCAAGAAUUGAACCCUGUGGCACCCCCGUAGAGACUGCCAUAGGUCCAGACAACAGGCCCUCCGAUUUGACACACUGAACUCUAUCUGAGAAGUAGUUGGUGAACCAGGCGAGGCAGUCAUUUGAGAAACCAAGGCUAUUUAGUCUGCCAAUAAGAAUGCGGUGGUUGACAGAGUCGAAAGCCUUGGCCAGGUCGAUGAAGACGGCUGCACAGUACUGUCUAUUAUCAAUCGCGGUUAUAAUAUCGUUUAGGACCUUGAGCGUGGCUGAAGUGCACCCAUGACCAGCUCGGAAACCGGAUUGCAUAGCGGAGAAGGUACGGUGGUAUUCGAAAUGGUCGGUGAUCUGUUUGUUAACUUGGCUUUCAAAUACUUUCGAAAGGCAGGGCAGGAUGGAUAUAGGUCUGUAGCAGUUUGGAUCUAGAGUGUCACCCCCUUUGAAGAGGGGGAUGACCGCGGCAGCUUUCCAAUCUCUGGGGAUCUCAGACGUUAUGAAAGAGAGGUUGAACAGACUAGUAAUAGGGGUUGCGACAAUUUCGGCGGCUAGUUUUAGAAAGAAAGGGUCCAGAUUGUCUAGCCCAGCUGAUUUGUAGGGGUCCAGAUUUUGCAGCUCUUUCAGAACAUCAGCUGUCUGAAUUUGUGUGAAGGAGAAGCGGGGGGGGCAUGGGCAAGUUGCAGAGGAGGGUGCAGAGUUGGUGGCCGGGGUAGUGGUAGCCAGAUGGAAAGCAUGGCCAGCCGUAGCAAAAUGCUUGUUGAAAUUCUCGAUUAUUGUAGAUUUAUCGGAGGUGAUAGUGUUUCCUAGCCUCAGUGCAGUGGGCAACUGGGAGGAAGUGCUCUUAUUCUCCAUAGACUUUACAGUGUCCCAAAACUUUUUGGAGUUAGUGCUACAGGAUGCAAAUUUCUGUUUGAAAAAGUUAGCCUUUGCUUUCCUGACUGCUUGUGUAUAUUGGUUCCUAACUUCCCUGAAAAGACCGUACUGUAAAACAUCACAGUACGGUUGAAAUAUAUAUGGCAAAUAGAAAUCCUAUAUGGAUGGUGUUAAGAGAUAGAUGGGAGGUAUUGAAUAGAGUUGAAGGAUGGGACUAAUAACAAAUAACAACAAAUAAUAACAAAGAUAGCUAAUAAUGUAAGCAUACUGUGUCCAUAAUAAGUAUAUAGGUUGUAUGAUGGGAGCUUUUGGGAAAGAGCACAGUUAGAAAGAUAUGGCAUAUAGAAGCAAACCGGAUGGACAUCAUGAAAAUGAACGGAGAGGUUGAGAGUAGAAGUAGUUCAGGAGCAAAAAAAAAAAAAUAUAUAUAUAUAUAAUAGAAUUAUUGUAAAAUUAACUCUGUCCAUAAGGUGUAGAUAGUAAGUAUAGACCGGAAGUAGAGGCCUGGGCAUUGUUGUUCACUAAUUUACUCCCAAGUAGGGAAAGGAUGGUGAAAAGUAAUAAAGGGGAGUAUAUAUAUAUAAAAAAAAACAUGGGGGAUUGGAAGUGAUGCAGACAAUUACAUUGAUAGAAGAUACAAUCUAUCCGCAAUAUUAAGCUGAUCCAUUCCCCCAAAAAAUAAAAAAUAAAAAUAAAAAGAACAGCCCUCUUAUUCGUUAUGACCACCCGUACGUAAAAUGAAUGCAUGCAUGACUAAGUCUCUUUGGAUAAAAGUGUCUGCUAAAUGGCAUAUAUUAUUUAAAAGGCAAAAUUGUAGUACUCCAACUCUGAGAUACUUUGUAAAUAUGGGCCUUGUGUUUUCCCAUGCAGUAUGAGCAGUUCCUGGAACAGUUGUCAGAGGGGAUGAAAGUAGACAGUAUCGCCACUGACCUGGGCUACAACAUGAGGCUACAGCUCAUUCUGUCUCGGGCAGAGCAACUUGUCAAACUAGAAGGGACGGCUUUGUUGGAGAGCAAGACCCUGGCCCACAACCUACAGCGAAAGGUACACAAAAUGAAACUAGUAUCUACUGAACCUACAACUUAAGAGUGUACAUGUCAUUUGUUGAUGUUCAGAGGGUUGUUUGCACACUUUACAUCAUUCUAGGUGCAUAUAAAAAAAAAAACUCAAGCACUCUGGUAUUUUUGUGUGUUCCACAUUCCACAAUGUACAGUAUUUAAUGGAUCUCACACCAACAUUACUGUCAAUCUAGUUACUAUCAUAACUGUUCAAUCUACUAGUAUCAUUGUAUGUUGUGCUCAAACACCUGUUUGCCAUGUUUACCGUAUACCAUGUUAUCUGCAGUUGAAGGUCCAGAAGGAGCGGUUGGAGAGUAAGGAGCUCCACAUGGAGCUGUUGAGGAGGAAGGUGUCUGAGCUAGAGGAGGAGAAGAGGAGUCGCUCAGCCCUGGCUGUGGAGCGAGACGACGCCAAUGUGGCCGCUAGGAAGAUGCAGGUAGGCUAGAGGUUAGAGGGGCAGGCUAGUAGCCAGAAGGUUGCUGGUUCAAGCCCCAGGCCGGGCGUAAAAAAUGGGAACUGAACUGGCAACUGGAGGGCUGCUGGUCUGUGAUCCCAGGUAUCAUCUCCUGCCGUUGUGCCCUUGAGCAAGGCACUUACCCCCUAAAAAUGCUCCCCAUCCAGUGGCGAGGUUAAGAUAGGCAGAAGCCAAAUGUAUGUUUCUUACUAAAUGGACGAUAAAGUAUGUAUUCUACUGUAUCUAAAGAAUCUAUUCUAUCUUAAGUAUCUAUUCUAUUUUAAAGAAGAAGGUGGAGCGACUGCAGCGGGAACUGGGAUCCAGUAAGGUCUCCAUCACAGAGCUCAAGGCCCAGCUGUCACACACCAACGAGCUGAAGGUAGAGGGCAGGACGGCUCAGGCCCACACAUCCUCUAGAGGCAGAGUCAUAUAACUUGAUUUCCUGGCGACUUCCUGUAGCUACAAGUUUACAAAAUGAGUUUGAAUGAAAGUUGAUUAUUACUACUCAAAAGACUAUAGUUUCGAAUGUUAUGUUGUUGUGAAGUAAUAUGAUAAAAUGUCAAAUACGUUAAUGUCCAAUUUGGAAUGCUGUGUCUAAGCUCAAAGUCCUGGAGCAGAGUCAGACCAAUGGGGAGCAGAGUAAGAGUCUGGAGGACCUGGAGAAGGGAAAGGCCAAGGUGGAGAAGAAGCUCAGCACAGCCAUGACAGACCUACAGAGCCAGGAGCAUCUGGCCAGGGAGGCCCAGCAGCAGUUGACCACCCUUAGACAGACCCUGGCCCAGCUCACUGACAGAGAGAGAGAGGUGGGGGGAUGGAUGGAUGCAUAGUCGUAUUAACAUGCACAUGCAUGAAUGCGCACGCACGCACACACACACACAAACACACACAAUAUAAUUUGAUUUAGGAGUACAGAAAAAGAACAUCCGAAACCUGACUGGAGGUAUGUUUACUCUGUUGUUUCAGUUGGUAGACUUCCGUAUGGUGGUCUCUCAGAUGUUAGGUCUGGAUGUCACAGCCUUGGCUCUUCCAAACUAUGAGAUCAUCAAAUCUCUGGAGAGCCUGCUUUACCCCUACCAUCACCAUCACCCCCACCAUGACCUCAACCACUCCCUGGCCCUGUCCUGGCCCUGUCCUACCCACCACCAGCACCACCAUCUCCUACAGCUCCAGGACCAAGAUACCUCUGGAUCAAUCACGUCCCGCUCAGCUUUCUCUCAGAGGCCCACUGGCCCCGAGGACUCUGCUUAG
Coregonus sp. 'balchen' is the source of this 8901-nucleotide messenger RNA. Lineage: Eukaryota; Metazoa; Chordata; Actinopteri; Salmoniformes; Salmonidae. The record is from the annotation of a GenBank genome assembly.